GUCAUGUGUUCCCUGCUCUUUGUUUUCAAGGAGACAAGAUUCGGCAAUCAUAAGUUUAUGACUUGUCUGCUCCUGGGGGGGGAAGACAUCUGAAACUUGAAACUGAUCUAGUUCACCUGCAAUACUGUAUUCCUUUAUUCCACUACUCAUGUGAAAGCCAUUAUUUGCUGACAUUCAGGUGGAACGUGAAAUCUUUUUCACCUGUGCUGUUACCAUAGGACUGAACAAUGGUACUCAUAUUAGGAAGAAGACUGGUCAGAGAGGAGGGUGGGAUACGAGAAUCGCCAGCAACUAAAAGAAAAGUAUUUGAGAUGGAGCCUAAGCAGUUGACUGGUCAUGAAGUUUUUGAGUUUAACUCUGGCUCUACACAUUCUGAAAGCAUCCUUCAGGUCUUUAAUGAGUUCAGAGAGAGCCGAUUGUUUACUGAUGUAAUUAUCUGUGUUGAGGGCAGGGAAUUCCCGUGUCACAGAGCUGUCCUUUCUGCCUGCAGCAGCUAUUUCCGGGCUAUGUUUUGUAAUGAUCACAGAGAAAGCCGUGAGAUGCUGAUUGAAAUUAAUGGGAUUUAUGCAGAAGCAAUGGACUGUUUCUUACAGUAUGUUUAUACCGGAAAAGUGAGAAUCACAACUGAAAAUGUUCAAUACUUGUUUGAAACCUCAAGCCUAUUUCAGAUUGGUAUUUUACGUGAUGCGUGUGCCAAAUUUUUGGAAGAACAGCUAGACCCAUGCAAUUGCUUGGGGAUUCAGCACUUUGCAGACACCCAUUCCCUCAAAACUCUCUUUACCAAGUGUAAAACCUUUUCACACCAAGCAUUUGAAAUUGUCGUUCAACACGAGGAGUUUCUGGAGCUGGGUAAAGCAGAACUCAUUGACUAUAUCUGUACAGAUGAUUUAGUUGUGAGCAAAGAAGAGUUGGUCUUUGAAGCAGUCAUGCGUUGGGUGUACCAUCAUGUUGAUGUCCGAAGACCCAUGUUGCAAGAACUCUUGACACAUGUCCGACUCCCUCUGUUACAUCCCAACUAUUUUGUGCAAACUGUAGAGGUUGACCAGUUAAUUCAGAAUGCCCCUGAUUGUUACCAGUUGCUUCAUGAAGCAAGACGAUAUCACAUCCUUGGUAAUGAGAUGAUGUCUUCGCGGACCAGGCCUCGCAGAUCUACAGGAUACUCCGAAGUGAUUGUGGUGGUAGGAGGAUGCGAGCGUGUUGGAGGGUUUAAUCUUCCAUAUACUGAAUGCUAUGACCCUGUGACUGGAGAAUGGAAAUCGCUAGCUAAGCUGCCAGAAUUUACUAAAUCAGAAUAUGCUGUGUGUGCUCUUAGAAAUGAUAUUCUUGUUUCAGGAGGUAGAAUCAACGGCCGUGAUGUUUGGAUGUAUAACUCUCAGCUAAACAUCUGGAUCAGGGUUGCUUCUUUAAACAAAGGAAGAUGGCGUCAUAAAAUGGCUGUUCUACUUGGGAAGGUGUACGUGGUUGGAGGAUAUGAUGGGCAGAAUAGACUGAGCAGUGUUGAAUGUUAUGAUUCAUUCUCUAAUCGGUGGACAGAUGCUGCUCCACUUAAGGAAGCUGUGAGUUCACCAGCAGUCACCAGCUGUGUUGGAAAACUCUUUGUGAUUGGUGGGGGACCCGAUGACAACACCUGCUCUGACAAGGUUCAGUGCUAUGAUCCAGACACUAACACAUGGUUACUAAGAGCCUCAAUUCCUAUAGCAAAGAGGUGCAUUACGGCAGUAUCCUUAAAUAACCUCAUAUAUGUCGCUGGAGGGCUAACAAAAGCAAUUUAUUGCUAUGACCCAGUGGAGGAUUUCUGGAUUCAUGUGCAGAACAUGUUUAGCAGACAGGAAAACUGCGGCAUGUGUGUAUGUAACGGGAAAAUCUUCAUACUUGGUGGAAGAGGUGAAAAUGGAGAGGCAACUGAUACUAUUCUGUGUUAUGAUCCAGCGACCAGUAUCCUCACUGGAGUAGCUGCUAUGCCCAGACCCGUGUCUUAUCACGGCUGCGUUACAAUUCACAGAUACAAUGAAAAAACCUUCAAAAUGUGAACUGUCAAUCACAUUGAACAAAAAAAAAAAAAGGGAGGAGCUAGUGUACAUUAAACAGACUUGGAAUAAUCCUUCAUCUUCCAAGGGAGGCAAAUCGAUCAAUUCAUCUAGCUCAAACGUAGUAUAACACUAAAUUCUUAAUUUCUUUUCUAACUUUUCAUUUUCUGGAUAUAUAAAAAUAUCUGCUUGCUUGGCCAGUGGGCGGUUUGGCUCCUAGGGAAGAAAAAAAAGACUUGUUUAAUAUUUUUGUAAAAUUAUUUUCUUAAAACUUCUUUUAUAUAAGUAUUUUUUAAUUAUAAUUUCUGGUUUCGCGUUGUAUUUUAAGUGCGAUAGGUGGAUUCUUUAAACAUAGUUUCUACAACCAAUGCCUUUUAAUGUGCCUGAUUGAUGAGCAGUAAUUCCUUGAAAAGAAAUUAUUAAUUGUUGAACGUAUAUAAUUUUUACAACCCAAAAACUCCUGUACAUCAUUCGUUUAAUUUGGGUUGCUGUAUUCUGCUUUUGUUAACCACUUUAAUUGCUUGCAUUACCUUUUAUAUAGCGU
Molecule: messenger RNA, 2571 nt
Organism: Pelobates fuscus (common spadefoot toad)
Lineage: Eukaryota; Metazoa; Chordata; Amphibia; Anura; Pelobatidae
Gene: KLHL24
Product: kelch like family member 24
Exons: 7
Coding region: 228-2030 (600 amino acids)
Molecular function (GO): protein binding
Source: RefSeq, a predicted model, not a curated record